Messenger RNA from Papilio machaon (common yellow swallowtail), 1740 nucleotides. Its product is annotated as membrane-bound alkaline phosphatase-like. The record is from RefSeq and is a predicted model, not a curated record. The transcript has 8 exons. Lineage: Eukaryota; Metazoa; Arthropoda; Insecta; Lepidoptera; Papilionidae. Gene Ontology annotation, molecular function: alkaline phosphatase activity. Gene Ontology annotation, biological process: dephosphorylation. Bases 53 to 1729 code for a protein of 558 amino acids.
GUGUUCAGUUCAAUUCAGUCAGUGAAGCCACACGGUGGCGUUCAGUAGUGAGAUGGCGUGCGCGCAUCUUCUCCUUUUGGCGCAAGUCGUGUUCGCCGUAAUUAUAUUCGCAGAAGAUACAUACGUGCCAAAACCGAAGAAGGUGUUAGAUACAGUAAUGAACCCUGCAUAUAUCCCGCCAGAGGAGAAGCGUGGUUCAUACUGGAAGAAAUCAGCAGCUACAACUCUGAAGGCGAAACUACAAGAGACGAAGAAUAUUAACAAGGCGAAGAAUGGUAUUAUGUUUAUCGGUGAUGGAAUGUCUCUGGCUACGGUGAUGGCGGCCAGGACUUACGGCGGACAAGUGGAGCGUGGAUUGGGUGAAGACAACAUUUUGGAGUUUGAAACGUUCCCUGUAACCGGAUUAGCAAGAACUUACUGUAUAGACGCGCAAGUGCCGGACUCGGCGUGUACAGCCACUUCAUACCUGACAGGCGUAAAGACCAAGUACGGCGUCAUCGGGCUAGACGGCAACGUGACCAGGGGUGCCUGCCACUCGCAGCUAUACGAGAACAACUGGGCAUCCUCCAUAGGACAAUGGGCACUGGACAACGGUCUGGAUGUAGGUCUAGUAACCACAACACGGGUAACCCACGCGUCACCAGCUGGGAUGUACGCCCAUACAUCUGAGAGGAACUGGGAGAGCGACGCAGAUGUGCCUGAUGAAUGCCUGUCUUUAGGCUGCCGGGAUAUUGCCUACCAGCUAAUAAUGAACAAUCCCGGACGACAGUUUAAGGUGAUAAUGGGCGGUGGUAGAAAGGAAUUCUUCCCGAAUACAACCAGUCAGGUGCUAAAUGGCACGGGGCAGAGGCUCGACGGCCUCGAUCUGGCGGAGAAGUGGCACGAGGAUAAAGUAGAGAAGAACGCCACACAUCAAUACGUCACCGAUAGAGCCGAGCUGUUGAAGGUAUUUAAUUCUGAUGGCCUACCGGAGUAUCUCCUAGGUCUAUUCAACGACGACCACAUGGAGUACCACAUGAAGGCACACAACCAGCCUACUUUAGAGGAGAUGGUCGAAGUCGCCAUCAAGAUGUUAAGUAGAAGCGAAAAAGGAUACUUUUUGUUUGUAGAAGGUGGGAGAAUAGACCACGCGCAUCACGACAGCUAUGCUCGUUUGGCUCUCGACGAGACCGUGGAAUAUGCCAAAGCAGUAAAGAAAGCUAGGACUCUGACUGAUGAGAGUGACACCUUGAUAGUUGUUAGUGCAGACCACGCGCAUACAAUGACCGUGGCUGGUUACCCCUCUAGAGGAAACGAUAUCCUGGGCGCUGUGGACACUGCAAAAGGCUUUGAUGAUAAACCUUACACAACCAUCAGUUACGCUAAUGGAAAAGCGCCAUCUAUUGGAGCAGAUGGAAGAGUUGACGUCACUUUACAGGACAGAUUCAUAAAUGGCGCGUUGGACUAUUCGUAUCCAAGCUUGGUGCCACUCGACUCGGAGACGCACGGCGGUGAGGACGUGGCCGUGUUUGCUCUCGGGCCUUGGCAGCACCUCUUCACCGCCAGUUACGAACAAAAUGUUGUGCCACAUCUUAUGGCGUACGCAAUGUGCUUAACAGAAGACAAACACGAUAAUUGCAAAAGACAUAGACAUUUCUGGACAUCAAGCGGUGAACACAAUAAACCAAAUUUAUUUAGUUAUGUAUUAAGUAUAUGUGCUGUGAUAAUUAGCUUUAUGUUAAAUUUUUAAGUUAGUAAUAA